CUGCCGCGGCGAGGCAAGAAAGAGUGUAGCUGGCGUUGCGCGUCGGUGCAGCUGUUAUUUGUGUUUCCAUAUCAAGCCACCGCAGACAAGCGCAGAAUCUUCUCUCUCUCUCUCUCUCUCUCUCUCUCUCGCUCGCUCUCCCUCUCCCUCUCUCUCUCUCUCUCUCUCUUUUUCUUUGUCUCUUUCGCUGAUACACCGUUUUUUGGCGCAUAUACAGACGUUGCUGAAGGUUAAUCAUCUGUCGCGCAGCAGGGCAAUGCCACCAACAACAGCAUAAAUCUACGAGUAGUGCGAAGAAGUGUGCGUUAAUUUCUCGGCAGGCAAGUGUAUCUUCGUCCGGCCGAGUCGAAGAGAGAGAGAGAGAAAGAGAGAAAUUAACUCAACGAGCGGCUCGCCGAGGUGUUAUCUUGGAUUUGUUCUCGAGGAUCAGCCGUAGAAUGACACAUCCAGGAAUAGCAGUGAUGCUGAUGGUUGGGGUUGGUCUUGGUGCUGUUCUUUAUUACUUUUUCGCCAGCACCGAUGAAAGAAUGGGACAGAGUAAUUGCCGGACCCGUUGCCGACCUGACAACAAUAAUCGUUCUAGUAGUUGUUGGAACCCGCCGAAUAGCGAUUUGCGAAAUAGAAGACCAGACCAAAGUUGUCCAAUUUGUUUUGAAGAUGUGGUGAAGGAUACAGUUCGAGUGAUUCAGUGUAUGCACGCUUUCCACAAGAGUUGCAUUGAAAAAUGGAAGAAUGAUGGAUCAGGAAAUGCUUGCAAUCAAUGUCCAAUCUGCAGGAAAAAAAUUGAGGGUCUGGAGGAAUUCUGAUAAGUCUGUACCAUAUUUUAUAUGACAUAUAACUUUUUUUUGUAUUCUUUUAAUAUUAAGCUACGUUAAACUUAUCUAUUGAUUAAGUUACUCGUGUCCAUUGAACAACAAUAUUUGUUCUUAAUUUGUGUAUAAUGGUUAUAAUAGGUCGAUUAACGAACGACGAUAUAGUUUUUUGCUAUUUAGGUUAAGUUUUUUUGUUAUUCAAUAGAUUUUUACUGAAAAAAUUUUAGAUUUAAAGUAUAAAUAAAUUUUUGUGAGUAACAAGUUUCAGUAGACUACUUAGAAGAUAUACUAUUGAAUCUCGCAUAUGAAUAUAACAAAAAUUAUCCACAUUUGCUUGGUGCCAUUGUUAAACCGAUUUCAAAAAAUUUAAGUAGUGUUUUCCAUGCAAGAUCAUAAUAAAUAAUUUUAUUUAAACUAUUCGUAAUUCAGUUGCUACACAUGUAAGAAAUCCCGAUUAAUAAAGAUUAUAUAUUAAAAUUGAAUGUUUAGUCUAUUGAUAUGAGUUACGCAAGUAAACUAGGUCACGAGCAAGUCAAACAAUCUGUGUAUAUCGAUUUUGCGAAUUCUUCAAAAAAUUACACAGGUCGACAAAAUUUCAAAACUGAAAAAACCCAGAAAGCAGAUACUAUAUUCCCGAAGGUUUCUGAUACGCUAAUUUCAAAUCUGACCUCAGAAUAGAUCUAUUACGUUAGGUUUCUAAAAUAUUUUAAUCUAAAAUGUGAAAAACACAAUUUUAAGCACUUUAAGGUUACAUGAAAAACAGAAUAAAUUGUUUUUUUAAAAACCAAUUACAUGACUGAAAAGUAUAAUCCUUAUCUUAUCUUUAAAAAUCCUUCUUUUGAAUUGAAAAAAUAUUCAUUUUUCAAGAUAAAGUUAAUUGAAAAUUACUAAUUCAGGUAAUUUCGUAUAUCAUAGUUAAAUUGAAAAAAUUUGGUAGCAGUUAUAGCGUAAAUCUACAUUUUUAAGAAUAAAAAAUUCGAAUAUAACCUUAAUAUUUAGCAAUGGCCUCUUUUUUUAAUAUUUUCUAACCCAAAAAUUCAAGAUGUACGAAUUACAUUUCAACUCAGUUUACGAAACGUUAUACCUUAUAAUCGACAGGCACUGUAAUUUCCGAAGGUUAACCUUAGUUCAAAGUUAUAGCAUAUUAUGACAAAAUACAUUCUGCUAAAACUUCAACAAGACAAACUUAAGUCGUAAACCUCAAGUACUCUGGAAGCUGUAGAUCCACGAUAGGUUAGCCUCAAAUGCUGAAUAAAAAUUUGUUUCUUAUCAUAUAACCUUGAAAAGUGUUAAAAACCGUGUUUUUCAUACUUUUCGAUAAGAAUGUCUCGGAAUCCUAGGGUAAUGGAUCAAUUCUAACGCCAGAUUCAGAAUCAGUGCAUCAAAAAUCAUCGGGAACGUAGUGUCUGCUUUCUGGAUUUUUUUCUUGUCGGCCUGUGUUAUAAUAUCUGUGUACGAUGUUUGCGAAUAUCACAGUACGUGACUUAUAAAUUAAAAAAGAUGAAAGAAUGUGAUCACAGAGGAUAUUUUCUUAGCACAGCAAUAAGUUUACGUUGACGUUAUUAAGCUACUGUAGUUUAAUAAAUUGUAUACAAUGUAGGCUUUCACGAUACUCGAUAAUUUAUUAUUAAUUAUUUGAAUUGUGAAAGUGUAUUACCCUCGUAGUGAUUAGAUUUUAUAAUGAGUGCGAUUUAAAGAUAAAAAACAAUAGUAGUGAGGUUGCUUAUGCGAUAAUUUUUCAAUGUUUAAUCGUGUAAGGCAACAACGAAAUUUUUGGCUUUGAAGCUUAUUUUAAUCGUGUUAGAUUUUAUUGAUAAGUUUAAAGUUAUCACAGUUAGAAAUCACGUAAGCUUUGUCGAAAGAACAUAAACUGCCUUCAAUUAUUUGAUAUUUUAGAAAACAAAUUUAUUCAUCGUAUUUUUAAGGCGCUUAAGUCAUCGAUAUGCGCUCUACUUUGCAAUCUGUAUAAAAAAAUACAUGUACUGAUUACUUGGAUCAAUUUACAUAAGUCGAAAGUAAUAUUAGCCCUUGGUUAGUAUUGUAGCAAAUAUAAUGAGUUUGUAAUCGAAAUUUAUUUCCAAAAAAUAAAUCUUUUAUACUCAAAUUGGUAAAUGGUAAAUUGGUAUAUUUCUUUUCCUAAAACUUAAGAAACCUAUGAAAGGACAUCGAUUUUCAACGAUUGAGGAAAUAAAAACUGAAUCAAUGAAAGAACUCAAGGCUAUACCUCAAAAGGAUUAUCAAAAGUGCUUUGAUGAUUGGA
Phymastichus coffea is the source of this 3072-nucleotide messenger RNA. RefSeq lists its product as uncharacterized. Bases 438 to 806 code for a protein of 122 amino acids. The transcript has 4 exons. The record is from RefSeq and is a predicted model, not a curated record. Lineage: Eukaryota; Metazoa; Arthropoda; Insecta; Hymenoptera; Eulophidae.